Molecule: messenger RNA, 7791 nt
Organism: Oncorhynchus keta (chum salmon)
Lineage: Eukaryota; Metazoa; Chordata; Actinopteri; Salmoniformes; Salmonidae
Product: cadherin-6-like
Exons: 12
Coding region: 550-2964 (804 amino acids)
Biological process (GO): homophilic cell-cell adhesion; calcium-dependent cell-cell adhesion; multicellular organism development
Cellular component (GO): catenin complex; plasma membrane; adherens junction
Molecular function (GO): cadherin binding; calcium ion binding
Source: RefSeq, a predicted model, not a curated record
UAAUAUAUAAUUUCUAUCCAUCCCUCCGUUGAAGUAGCCUACAUCAGUCCGUUCAAACAUGCCUCCACAGCGCGGCAAGCUGUUCAUUAUUUCUGUCGGACGAUUUCUCCCCCUGCCCUGUAUCAGGGACUUGUGAAAGACAACCAAUCGGAGGCUGUGCCCUUUCCUUCAGCCUCCCUGACAUACACACAGAGAAGUGAUGCUGCCUACGCGAAAAAGCUAAACGCAAUUGAGGUACAGCCUUGAAGCUCUUUUGGAACUGCUGCAGUGAACGAAAGGAUACACUUCGCUCUCAUCUCACCAACUACCCCUUCGCUAUCGUAGGAUUUCUUUAACUGCAUAAGAACUCCGGUGGCAGAUACUGGCUGGACCUGGGCCCCAAUGACAGACUGACAGCCCGUGCUGCUACUGUGGACCUACACCCAGACCUGGAGGAGUGACCCAAUGAAGAAACUUCUGACUAAAGUCCACUGACCACUUCACACUAACACCCAGAGGGAGUAGAACAUCUAGCUGAGUGAAGCUGUAUUUGGAGCUAUUGGCCUGGCCAUGUUGAGAGGAAGAACUGUACUUCUCCUGCUGGUCCUCUGGGCAUACCUGUGUUCCCAUGGGGACGGACUGCGAGCCCUGAGGAGGACUACAGGGGGGAGGCGGGGUGGCGCAGGGGUGGGGUUGACGCUGAUGGGACAGGACGCUAAUGGAGUGCCUCUGAGACGCUCCAAACGAGGAUGGAUGUGGAACCAGUUCUUCCUGCUGGAGGAGUACACAGGGAUGGAUCACCAGUAUGUUGGCAAGCUCCACUCAGACGGGGACCGGGGUGACGGUAGCAUACGAUACGUCCUGACCGGUGAUGGAGCCGGUAGUCUGUUCAUCAUCGAUGAGAACUCUGGGGAUAUCCAUGCCACUAAGAGAUUGGACCGGGAGGAGAAGGCCUACUACACGCUCCGGGCCAAGGCUGUCAACAGAAUCACUAACACCUCUCUAGAGGGAGAGUCAGAGUUUAUCAUCAAGAUUCAUGACAUUAACGACAAUGAGCCCAAGUUUACCAAGAACCCUUACUUCACAGAGGUACCCGAGAUGUCCCCACUGGGCACGGUGGUGAUGCAGGUGACCGCUACAGACGCUGAUGACCCUACAUAUGGUAACAGUGCCAGGGUGGUCUACAGCAUCCUGCAAGGACAGCCAUACUUCUCUGUAGAGCCCAACACAGGUGUGAUCAAGACAGCCCUGCCUAACAUGGACAGGGAGACCAAGGAGAACUAUGUGGUUGUGAUCCAGGCUAAAGACAUGGCUGGACAGAUGGGUGGGUUAUCAGGGACCACCACAGUCAGCAUUACCCUCUCUGAUGUCAAUGACAACCCACCGCGCUUCCCAAAGAGUCUGUAUGAGUUCAAAGCUCCCGAGUCGACAGAACCGGGCUCGACAGUGGCCGUGCUGCGUGCUACGGACGCUGACAUCGGCAGGAACGCUGAGAUGAACUACCGAAUCACCAGCAGCGACGGCCCCUCCAUGUUCGACAUCUCAACCAAUAGGAGCACACAGGAUGGUGUCAUCACCCUCAGGAAGUCUCUGGACUUUGAGAGGAAGCGGUCCUACACUCUAAGGAUCCAGGUGGAGAACUCCAACCCUGACCCUCGGUUCCUGCGCUAUGCGGCGACCACGGACGGGGCGACGGUCAAACUGAUCGUGGAGGAUGUGGACGAGCCGCCCGUGUUCGACCGGGUCGGCUAUGUCAUGGAGGUCAAAGAAGACGUGGCAGUAGGCACAAUCAUCGGAUCAGUCAGCGCCACAGAUCCAGACAGCAGCCGCAGUCCCGUCAGGUACUCUAUUGACCGGCGUACAGACAUGGACAGGGUGCUCAACGUGCACCCAGGUAACGGCUCAGUGUUCAUUCUGAGGACUCUGGACAGAGAGGACAUUGCCUGGCACAAUGUCUCUGUUAUUGCCACUGAGUUCAACAACCCACGGCUGAUGAGUCGUGUACCAGUCUAUGUUAGAGUACUGGACGUUAAUGACAACGCUCCUACGUUCGCCACUUACUACGAGACAUUUGUCUGUGAAAACGCCAAGGCUAACCAGAGGAUUCAGACAGUAAGUGCUGCAGACGCUGACGAGCCUAUUGGUGGACACAGGUUCUUCUUUAGUCUAGCGCACGAGGCAUCUGUGAAAGCCAACUUCACCGUCAGAGACAAUAAAGACAACACGGCAGGUAUCCUGACCAGACGAAACAGCUACAGCCGGCUACAGAGGAGUAACUAUCUGGUUCCCGUGGUGAUCUCAGACAGCGACUUCCCCAUGCAGAGCAGCACCAACACCCUGACGGUGCACGUUUGUACCUGCGACCGCGAGGGGAACAUGCAGCUGUGUAACCAGGAAGCUCUGGUCCUCACCGCAGGCCUCAGCACUGGAGCCCUCAUGGCCAUCAUCUUCUGUGUCCUCAUACUGCUCAUGAUUGUGGUGCUGUUCGCUGCCCUGAGGAGGCAGCAGAGGAAGAAGGAGCCUCUGAUCAUCUCCAAAGAGGAUGUGAGAGACAAUGUUGUCAGCUACAACGAUGAAGGGGGCGGAGAGGAGGACACCCAGGCCUUUGAUAUCGGCACGCUGCGCAACCCAGAGGCCACAGAGGAGAGCAAACAGCGCAGGGACAUUAAGCCCGAGACCCUGCACCCUCCCAUCCGUCGGACUGUGAUCCUUCCCCCGGCCCACAGGGACAACGCGGACGUCAGGAACUUCAUAAACCAAAGGCUUCAGGAAAACGACCAGGACCCCACCGCACCGCCCUACGACUCCCUGGCCACCUACGCCUACGAAGGGAGCGGCUCGGUUGCUGAGUCCCUUAGCUCCCUGGGCUCCAUGACCAUAGAAGGAGACCAGGACUAUAACUACCUGAGCGAGUGGGGACCCAGGUUUAAGAAACUGGCAGACUUGUACGGGGGAGAGGACAGUGACAGCUGCAGGGAUUCCUAAUGAGAGAGAAGGAGCUCGUAAGAGGGGAGCUAAAGGAAAACAUACAACAAACAAACAAACACUUACACACUAGCUAAAGUGAACUUAACUCCUGGUACUUUGUGAAAGUGGAAAACAAUAGAACAAAACAAAGAGGACACAAACGGACACGAGGCAGUGUUUUACCGUCGUUGAUCACCGUUGAUGUUUGACCUCUCUGGAGGACUAGGAGGAAGAAGAUAAGCUAUCCUGUCAGUAUUUUAGUGGUCUUUCUCUUUCUCUGCUAGGCAGCAGGGGACUCCUGAGGAAAAGAGUUGUUGUACUUUACUCUGUACACCAGGCCCACAUACACAGUAUCUCUAUAUACAAAACAAACUUCUACUCUUUUCUUUUUCAAAAGCUUCCUGCAAAGGAGGGAGUAACAGCAAGCGGUUUUGUGGUGGACUUGAUAGACAGACAACGCCUACUCAUUUUUCAGUGUUUCUGGGACACAAAAAAGCUGCAUUUUGUGAGUUCUAUCGUAGCUUGUGUGUGCGUAUCUGUAAAUCGAUACAAUACAUUGUACAGUUAUGUUUUGUUUUCAGGCUUCUAGCUUCCCAUCCACCCUCUUAUAGCAAUGACUCUGUAUGUCACAAUGCUCUUUUGAGAUCACACAAGCCUUGCUGAGAGGCUGAAUGGUUUAUCUCUAUGGGUACACUCAAACUGUCCGCCAGUCACCCACUAUAGCAUAAUUGACUUGAAUUGGGACAACCGCUCUACUCAUUGUAUUUCUAUGGGUUGGAUGUCAGAAAACACACCUUUCUGACUGUCAAUACCUGAUCCACAUCUUCUUAUAGUUUUGCAUAUAUUCUGUCUCACAAAUGGCAUACUAUUUCAUAGUGCAUUACAUUUGUACUAAGGUACAUAAGUCUCUGGUCAAUGGUAGUGCACUAUCUAGGGAAUAGGGUGCCAUUUGUGACAAACUCAUACAGCCAUGACUGAAAUUACUGGCACCCUUGAUGAAGAUGAGAAAAAAGACUGAGCUGUAUGCUAAUUUAUGCUAAUUUUUAUUAUUAUACUAAUACAAUUGCUCAGAGAAAGAGAUUUUGUUUAACAAGGAAUACAUUGUUUUUUCCCCCAAAAAUAGUGGUCAAAACUAUUGCUCAGUACUCGGGUACCCGCCACUUGUGAGGAUAACAGCACUUAGCCUUUUGCUAAAAUGUUUUAUGAGAUUGUAGUACACAUUGGGAGGGAUCUUAGACCAUUCCUCAGUACCGAGUCUUUGCAUACAGAUUUGUUUUUAAUUAUUGUUGUAAAAAAUAGUUCUAUGAGCAAUUGUAUUAGUUUAAAAUAAUAUAAUUGUCAAAUGAAUUUAUCGUACAAUGUAGCUCAUUAUUUUUUUACUCAUAUUUAUCAAAUGAAGGUAAAAAAAAAUGUAAAAAUCAAGGAUGACGUUAAACAAAAAUCAAGGAUGCCAAUCAUUUUGAUCAUAAAUGAUAUUCUGUGUGGGGGUACCUGAAUCACCUGGACCAUGUAUCUGAAGAACUAAUGUCAAUAAUGCUUCACUUUUAAGGUAUCCUCUUUAAAAAGUGUUACUGUAAUACCUGUCAUAACAUCCUUGUUGACCGGCUGAAGAAGUAGGUGAGAAACUCUGGCGUUGACCUCGACUGAUUCAGGUCAUAUUUAUGUGGCAGACGUUUCCUGUGAGCAUGGGUGGUUCAGUAAUGUCCCCAGCAGCUGUUCACUAUUGUGUCCCUCAGGGGUCAAAUCUGGGCCACAUCCUUUUUUCUACCUGUCCCCUUGGUGACAGCAUCCACAAUAAUAACAAUUCAGUGUCACUGCUAGCCGGAUGACAUAGCUUUAUUUAACACAUCAGACCCAGUGACCAAGCUAGCAUAGAUACCCUUCACGAGUGUCUUGCUGACAUAAAAUGUUGGAUGACUGAACAUUUUCUCCAGCUCAAUGAUACAAAAAUCAGAGGAUGUUUUAUUUGGCCCCCCCAUCGAGAUUGUAAAUAACCUUGGUCAUUAGUCCACCAAUGUAAAGCCUACGGUCAGUAACCUUGUCCUCUUUGACCUUGACCUCGAGCAUGUAAAAACGGUAGUCCAGUCCUGCUUCGAUCACCUAAGAAAUAUUAUAGCUAAAGUCAAAGUCUUAUUUCAGUCACUGAUCUGGAGAAAGUUAUACGCGCUUUUUAUUCCUCAUGCCUCGAUUACUGUUACUCUUUUGUGUGCAUGUCUCAGUCAGAAAUCACUCCACUUGUCUACAGUUAGUUCAAAGUGCUGCAGCUCUUCUUUUAAACAGGCACCAGGACAUGUUACCACAUCACACCUAUUUUAGCUUCUCUACAAAGGCUACCAGUCACUUUUGGAGUAUAUUUCUAAAUUGUAUUAAUCACAUGUAAGGUUAGACUUGGUUUAGCCCCAUUCCAUAUCGCAGAUCUUUCAUCUCCCUACAAGCCAGGAUGCAGCCUGAGAUCCUCUGGCAGGGGCACCGCUGACCAUUCCAAAGUGUCGGUUGAAAACGAAAGAAGAGCAGGUAUUUGCCAUUAGGGCCCCUGGACUUUGGAAUGGUCCGCCAGAGGAUACCAGGCCUGCCGAUUCAGUGCCUCUUUUUAAAUCCCUGCUGAAGACACACUUUUAUAAAGAUACAUUGAAAUCAUACGUUAAAAGGUCAUUUCAUUUUGCUAUCAUUUGUCAUUUUCCUUCCUGUCUCUGUCCGUACUUUUUAUUUGAUUGUUUUAUGAAGUGAGGCACUUUUUACUUGUGUUAAAACGCGCUAUACAAAUAAAGUAGUUAUUAUUAUUAUGUAUUCCUAUUGGAAGACUGUCUAUAGACAUGAAAGCAUAGAGGGUUACAGUAGCAGUGUGUUGCUUAGUAUAAACGAAACAUGCAGUUCCCAUUAAACAUGAAUUCCUUACUUAGUGUCUUACUCUGUAUGCUGUUCUGUAUUUUAAAACAGUUUCCUUUUCCUUCAAACUAUAUAUUUGUGAAGUGCACACUGACAAAAAGGGCAUUCGCAGGCUUGACAUAUUGGGACGAUGUGGGGGAAAACGCUGCCUAUUAUUAAGGGGAAUGUGAUAUUUCAGUUGUGAGGAAGAGGGUCGACAUUGCCUUGGGAUUGUCCUUGACAUAAGAGGUAAAGGUCAAUACAAUAUUAGGAGCAUGAAAUGGUCUGACACUUACACAUGAAAUGGUCAUGAAAUGGUCUGACACUUACGUAUGAAAUGGUCAUGAAAUGGUCUGACACUUACGUAUGAAAUGGUCAUGAAAUGGUCUGACACUUACGUAUGAAAUGGUCAUGAAAUGGUCUGACACUUACGUAUGAAAUGGUCUGACACUUACGUAUGAAAUCGUCAUGAAAUGGUUUGCCAUCAUAAAAUGGUUUGACAUAUAUGUAGUAAGAAAAUAUAGCAAUUCAAAUGAUGCAAAGCACCCCCAAAUUGUCCAAGGCCACAAAAGACAAAUUAAACAGCAGUAGCAUUGCGAUAUUGCCCCCAAACAUUAUUUCUCUAUGAUUUAUGAACAAACAGCUUUGAUAUCGUUUAGCUGAUAAGAAGAAUGUAUGAGGGAGCACUCAGAGGGCAGCGGUACAUCAAGAGAAAAAAAGUACAGCGAUGCAUCCUAAAAGGCCCUUUAUUCCCGAUAGUCCACUAAUUUUGCCCAGGGCCCUGUUCAAAAGUAGUGUGCAAUAUAGGGAGUAGGCUGCCAUUUGGGAUUUAGCCUAGCUAAAACAAGCAGUGGCCACUCUCUACUAAAGGCCAACCUCAGGACGGAUUACAUUUAUCAGACAUUUCAAACAAAUAAUAUAACUGACGUAAUUGCCACGAUAACGAUUAUAUUUGUCUGCAGCAUUUACGAUUCACACAAAUCGGACUUGAUACUUUAUUUUUCAAAAAUAUUUUCCAAGUGCCCAUGGAUGUAAAAAAUCGUAUAAUUUGAUGAAAAUUGUGUGGUAGCUUAGACAGUACUCUAAGACAAGAACACACUUGUAAAAAAUGUAUACUACUAUAAUAUGCUCAAUAUUAUAAUGAGAAACUGUGUAAAAAAAUGUUUUUAAAAGACCAUUGAGCAACCACUGUGUAAGUGACUGUUUGAGAUUGUGGCAAAUGUGGCUUUGAUAAGCAGCAUUUAUUUGUGUUCCUAAACCCUUCACACUGAAAAACAACUGUUAAUCUUCUACUGCCCUGAGGGUUUGACAUCUAGUUUAUGUCAGAAGGAGAAAUGACAGCAGAAAACAGCAUUAUUGUUUUCCUUCUUUAAAGGGGCAAUCUGGGAUCGGUACAUCCAUUGUCUCUCUUUAAUACAGGGUGUCAGCAGCAUAAUUUCACUAUAAAUACAUGUUUGUGCAUUAACACCAUGCUCAGCUAAGGACACAAGAGUUAGCUGCCAGAUAUGGCUAGCCUACAGUAAAUUUUGGUCCAGGGUGUUAGUGCGGCCUGCGAACACCGAUGCUUCCAUUCACACCCUGGACCAGAGCUAGCCUACAGUAUACAGUACUGAUGUCUUCCUCAACUGUAGACAGUUGGCUAGCCUUAAGGUUGCCUUUAUAUUAUGUUGCUGACUAUGUUAUUGAGCAGUCUAUUGCUAUGUACCAAUUCUCCACCCUUCUCCUAAAUGGUGCACUUACACACUACCCGUCAUGGAUUUACAAGAAUGGAAAUGUUAAAUCCAUGCGAGAAGGUAGCAUCCUGUCUAGGGGCUGUACUUUUACACCAACCUGCCUCACGCUACAGAAAAAGGGGCUAGGCUCCGUUAUAGUAUGUGAAGUUGUUAAAAGGGGCCCGGUCAUGAAUCUAUCUGCUUUGUACAACAUGAUUUUCUACUGCAUAUUUACAUGAUCCAACAAUUAAAUUUCUUCAAAAUCAUG